AUGUCAACAGCCUCACUGCAACAACAACCAGACUCACAACAAGGAGGCGUCUCUUCCCCUUCCAACGAAGUCCUCCGGAUAUCGCCUCAACAGUUCCACUUCACAGCGUCGAGGGUCUCGCCAGGUCAGGUCUCAAAGGUCAAACUCAAGAACCUGUCGUCAUCGCCAGUGGGAUACAAGUUCAAGACGAAUGCGCCCAUGAAGUACUCUGUCAAGCCCGUGCUAGGUGUAUUGGCCCCAGAUGAAUCCGUCAAAAUCUUUGUUCGCUGUGACAAUUGGAUCAGCCCACAAGACAGAUUCUUGCUUCAGACCAUUGUCCUGAAAGACAAUGAGGAAGCCCAGUUGAUAAAUUCUCGCAGCUGGAAGUCGCUGGAUCCAAAAAGGUUCAUAGAAUGCUACAUCCCCUGCGUCUCCGUCUCGCCACUCUCAAUACGAGAUCCCGAAGACGACGCUGGAUCUCUCUCCUCUUCCUCUGCCACAUCCUCCUCGACCACCACCACCAUCUCCCCACCUCUUCAAGCCAUCGACCUCUCCCGUAUGCCACCACAACGGUCCCGUCAACAGGUCUUUGAACGCUGGCAAUACUCUGAAUCCAUGCGCCCGACCGUCGUGUCGAUCGGUGGUGUUGGACGUCGGCUAUCAAAUAGUUCUACGACUAGCACGUCUUCGGCUGCGUCCACGUCUCCGGGGAUUUAUCCGACGCUGUUUACACCCAUUAGUACGCCAAGGGGUUCGAUGGAUUAUUACUUCCCAGCCAGUCCUACAGCCUCGGAGAGUGGGCAUGGGAGUAGCAGUGGUCGAUCGUCGAAACGGAACUCGAUCUCGUUGAGCUCUUCGAAUUUUCAGAGUAGCCCUAAUCUCAUCACGACGACUAUUGUUGAAGAGCCCGUCAGUAUGGAAUCAUCCACCUACUACUCCAACGAAAACAAGUCGCCGUUGUCGUCGUCAUCGUUGUCGUCGCCCGGAACAACAUUACCGCCUAUGUCCACACCGCCAUCAUCGUCAUCAUCGUCUACAGAAACAGCGGCGAUGGUUGGGAGGAAUGUUCUGGAGAAGCUGGGGCUGUCAGAAGCGCAAGCCCUGCAGACACAAUCGAAGAUCAUGCUACUGUGGCAGUACACCCGGGGUCAGAUCUUGGUGCUGUCGUUGGUCUGUCUGUUCUUUGGGUUGGUCCUGCCGCUCGCUCGGUCUUCUGCUCAAUGGGUCGCCGCUGGGUCAUUAUUCGCGUAA
Molecule: messenger RNA, 1230 nt
Organism: Linnemannia hyalina
Lineage: Eukaryota; Fungi; Mortierellomycota; Mortierellomycetes; Mortierellales; Mortierellaceae
Source: the annotation of a GenBank genome assembly